Messenger RNA from Magallana angulata, 1235 nucleotides. RefSeq names its product transmembrane ascorbate-dependent reductase CYB561-like. The record is from RefSeq and is a predicted model, not a curated record. Bases 104 to 853 code for a protein of 249 amino acids. The transcript is spliced from 5 exons. Lineage: Eukaryota; Metazoa; Mollusca; Bivalvia; Ostreida; Ostreidae. Gene Ontology annotation, molecular function: oxidoreductase activity.
GGACGACUUGCUAUACAUUUAAUCGAAAAAUCGAUUCGUCAAAAGCAAAAAGAAGGGGUUUGCUUACAGUGAACCAUAGGAGGAGAUUUUUCAGAAUCAGAAAAUGGAAAACUCUGAUAGACGAGAACAGCAGGGCAGCUUGGCCUUUUUCACGGUUCUGAUCCUGGUGAUACAGGUGCUUGGGCUGACCGCUGUGAUCCUGGUGGCUGUGUGGAUGGGCUCCUUCAGGGGUGGCUUUGCCUGGCAGUCUGACCCCGCCCAUGAGUUCAACUACCACCCAGUCUUCAUGGUGACCGGCAUGAUAUUUCUUUACUCUGAUGCUAUUCUGACUUACCGAGUGUUUAGGAAUGCAAAGAAGACAUACCUGAAAGCAAUCCAUGGCAUUAUUCAGGGGGUGGUGCUAAUCUUUGCGGGGGUCGGGCUGAAGGCUGCCUUUGAUUCCCACAACCUGAAGAACCCUCCAAUACCCAACCUGUACAGCCUGCACAGCUGGAUCGGACUCAUCACUGUCAUCUUGUUUGCCCUGCAGUGGCUGAGUGGACUAAUCUCCUUUGUUGCCCCAAAGCUGAGUAUGGGGGCCAGGCAAACCUACAUGCCACACCAUGUGUUUUGGGGGCUGGCCAUUCUGUGUCUGGCCGGAGCCAGUGCUCUGACUGGGAUCACAGAAAAGGCUCUCUUCACCGACUUCUUUGCGCACAUCAAAUAUUCCUCGUUUGUGACGGAGACCUACAUCAUCAACUUCCUGGGACUGACCAUCCUGACUCUGGUGGUCCUGGUAGUUUAUGUGGUGACCCGGCCUGAGUACAAACGCCAACCCUCCGCAGAGGAAGAGCACAUACAGCUAGUGCAGUAACCCCCCCCCCCCCUCCCCCCCAACCAGUCCCUGAUACAGAUGUUCAGCUAAAUGUCAGAUGCAUGUUUAUAUUGUGUUGUGUAAAAUUUAUUUGUGCUGUAAAUGCUCAGUAUUUUGUCCCCACCACAUACAUAUAAAUAUAUAAGUUAUUAUUAAUUAUAAUUGCCAAUUAAUGGCUAUCCUUUGUCAUUAUCAUUAGUGAACACUUGAAUUUAACUAAAAUUCUUGCCUGAAAUUAAUGGGCUUAGUUUGUGAUGCAAGUUGUGCUAUGUUAAUGAGUGCAAUUUCAUUCUUACAAUAUUUUGUCUUGUUGCAGAGAUUAUGAGGUUGUGACAAUUUCUAUCACAAACUAGGGUAUUUAAUUACAUGUCAUAUAAUAAUU